AUGGGAAAUUAUAUUUCCAGUCUUCUUGUUAACAGCACUCAUCGCCCAUCAUGGUUUGGUUUACUCCACUCAUUAUUAGGAUGUAUUGGAAGUCGAGUUGAGAUGGAAAUAGAGGUAGAUUAUUAUCAUCUGAAAGGAACCAAACUUGUAGUGCUCGCUCUUAAUCGAAAUAACACUAGUCGACCACGUUGUGCCUCAUUUUUCUCAUCUUUAUCAGAUUUUCAAGAAUGAUGCGUUAUUUAUAUGAAAGAAACUAGGCUAACUGCUCAAAAUAAAGCUCUUUACGACAAUAAUUCCGAUCAAAUGAUCAAGGGAUUCAUUUGUUUACAGGACAUUUCAAGCGAAGCUGCUGAAGCACUUCGACUUUCGCAACAUAAACAAUCUAUGUUAUUUUGGAGCUGUCGAAGAAUGUUGGUCCCAGUUGAAGACUUUCGUUCAGGAGUCAGCUAA
Messenger RNA from Dracunculus medinensis (Guinea worm), 450 nucleotides. The record is from the annotation of a GenBank genome assembly. NCBI's taxonomy places the organism in Eukaryota, Metazoa, Nematoda, Chromadorea, Rhabditida, Dracunculidae.